This is a messenger RNA of Phaedon cochleariae (mustard beetle), 768 nucleotides long. The record is from the annotation of a GenBank genome assembly. Lineage: Eukaryota; Metazoa; Arthropoda; Insecta; Coleoptera; Chrysomelidae.
AUGAGUCAAGUUACAUUACAAGAUUUAUAUACCCUCAUUACGAAUGGCAAUAAUGAUUUGAAAAGCGAAAUAAAGGAUUUACGUAAUAAAAUUUCCUCAGAAGUUGACACUCUGAAAAACCAAAUAAAAUUUUUAGAAGUAGAAAAUGUACAAGUGAAAAGCAAAGUUUUAGGACUUGAAAGAAAAAUCAAGAAAUAUAAUUUUAUUGUUUAUGGCAUCGAGGAAAGUGAAAGAGACAAUUAUUGUGAAAAAAUUAUCGAUGUGAUGAUUUCUAUUCUUGGGAUUGAUUGCAGUAAGUCAGAUUUUCGAGACCUGUAUAGAAUUGGUAAACCACAAGAAAAAAAGCAACGUCCAAUAGUUUGUGAAGUAGUCAAUUAUAGUUUGAAACAAACUGUUCUCGUGAAUGCUAAGAAACAUUUUUCUGAAUUGAAGAAACUAAAAAUUUUCUUCGGACAAGACUAUCCUGAGCAAGAAUAUAAGGAAAGGAAAUUUAUGAAUGAAAAGAGAAAGGAAGCAUUAGCAAAUAAUUUAACAGCAGUUUUCAAAAAUAAUAAUCUAAUUGUGAAUGGAAAAUCCUUCACAUAUGAAGAACUGAAACAAGAAGAAAAUGUGGACAUGAAUAAUCCAGUUGACAUCUCAUUGAUGCACUCAAGUAACACCCAGCAGGAUACGACCAGUUGGAACAAACGGAAGCAGGAAGAAGAGGCAGAAAAGGAGGAUCCAGGAAAAUUUCCAAAGAAAAGCACUCGCUCACAGCUGAAGAAGUGA